AGAUAGGAUGGGGCCAGCUGUUAGGAAGGCUUUGACGGGAUUGAUAGGAAUCGAUCUCGCUCUUGGUAUAGCACUCGUGGUAUUGGUGAAUAUUGUGGGCAAUAGUGAUGGGAACACUAGUAAGCCCACGUCCACCGCCACUACGGUUGAAACUGAAAGUACAGAAUUGAUCGAGACAGUUACUUCUUUUACAAUAAAUACUACUACAGAUACUAAUACUACCAAUUCCUCUCCCAUUGCUUCUACUGAUGCCAUCACUACUACACCAACCACUACAACUACAACUACAACAACAACUACGACAACGACAACGACGACUACAACAACAGCACCCAGAAGCAUCAAUUGCGUCUGCGUAGCGGAUCUGCAAUACAUCAGCAAAGCAAAAGAGAUAGACAAGGAAAAAAGUCUAAUCCUGAUCGUUACGGACACCCUUUUCAAAGAAAGGCAAGGUUCGGCUGCUGGAAUUUGGGUUUACGGCUCAGUAGCUCAAAAAACCGAUUUUACAAAUGUCUUCAAUAACAUGAGCGAUACCUAUGAGAAAUUCGAAAGUGAAGCUAAUACAGCCAUGCAGAGAGGGUCUUCUGUAAACGAUUUGGGUGCAAACUUCUCUACAAUAAACACUGCAACUGGUCCACAAGGAAAAGUGGAUAGCUUGCUUUUCAUGUGGGGCGCCGAGGAAAUCAGAACGAGCAAGCUCAAUCAAUCAAAUUUCAGAGAUUUCGUAGAAAAGAACUGGGUUAUCGGUCCAAGUUACAACUACACGAAUAUUGUGGUUGUUAGUCUGCAAGGUGCCAACUUCACGGGCCAUGUAGAUGACCGAGGAAAGAUUAUCAACGUCGAUCUCAAUGACUACAAAGAUGAAGAUGUAGAGAAAAUUGUUGAUGCAUUGAUUUCAUGA
Messenger RNA from Cylicocyclus nassatus, 901 nucleotides. The record is from the annotation of a GenBank genome assembly. NCBI's taxonomy places the organism in Eukaryota, Metazoa, Nematoda, Chromadorea, Rhabditida, Strongylidae.